Gastrolobium bilobum is the source of this 1365-nucleotide messenger RNA. RefSeq lists its product as uncharacterized. The transcript has 3 exons. NCBI's taxonomy places the organism in Eukaryota, Viridiplantae, Streptophyta, Magnoliopsida, Fabales, Fabaceae. Bases 1 to 1365 code for a protein of 454 amino acids. The record is from RefSeq and is a predicted model, not a curated record.
AUGGCAGAAAACAAUCAACUCGCUCCAAGGACGUUGGGGGAUUACAUGACCCCAGCUCGAGUUCCACAGACAGCGAGCAUUGUUAGACCAAACAUAGAGGCUAACAACUUUGAGCUGAAGCCGGCACUGCUGCAACUGAUUCAAAAAGAACAGUUCGCUGGAGGAAGCACAGAGAACCCCUAUAGUCAUCUUGAUGAUUUCUUACUUUACUGUGAUACAUUAAAGGUGAAUGGAGUUUCUCGUGACGCUAUCUUGCUUAGGCUAUUUCCAUGCUCACUGAAGGAUGAAGUAAGAGAUUGGCUGCAGUCUCAACCUGAAGGAAGCAUAACCAGUUGGGAUGACUUAGCAAGAAAAUUCUUGGCUAGAUUUUUUUCAGCUUCAAAGAUGGCAAGGCUCAAGGCGGAGAUCACUGCUUUAGAACAAAAGGAAAGCGAAUCUUUGUACGAGGCUUGGGAACGAUUCAAGGGAUCACUCAGGAAGUGUCCUCAACAUGGAAUUGAAGCAUGGGAGAAAGCUUAUGCAACUGAGGAUUGUGACUACAUACGAAAAAUUGAAAAGCCACCAGCGGAGUUGAACCCUCCUAUGCCAUUGCAACAGCAACCUCAGGGCACCACUUCAAAAUGGGAAAAGGCUUUUGCACAGCUGUCAAAGACCACAUUCGACUACAUUCAAAAUGCAGAUGCCUUCAGAGAUAAAACAAGAGCUUCAUUCCGGAAUCAAGAAGCUUCGAUCCGGAACUUGGAGACUCAAAUUGGUCAGCUGUCAAGACAGUUCACUGAAAGAACUCAGGGCACCUUUCCAAGUAACACCGACACGAACCCAAAAGCACAAUGUAAUUCAAUUGUUACUAGAAGUGGGAUCGUGAUUCAGCCUGUGGAAAAGCCACCCGUUGAAAAGAAGAAAGAAGCUGAACCUGAAGCUGAGAAGGAGAAAGAAGAAGAUGAAGGAGAAGCCGAAAAGAGCAGUCCAGAGAAAAAGCUAUUCAAAUGGGAGAAAAAUAAAUAUUUGGAUAGGCAACCAAAAGCAGCAGACCCGUCUCCCUAUGCAAAAGUUCCAUACCCUCAGCGGCUGAAACAAGAGGUCCAGAAACAGCAAUACACCAAAAUUUUGGACAUCUUCAAGAAACUGCAAGUCAACAUUCCUUUCGCAGAAGCCCUGGAAAGUAUGUCGAACUAUGCGAAGUUCAUGAAGGACCUUCUAUCAAAGAAACACAAGUUGAAGGAAUGCGAAACAGUGGCCUUGCUAGAGGACUGCAGUGCAAUCAUCCAGAAGAAACUUCCUCCCAAGCUGAAAGAUCCAGGCAGCUUCAGUAUUCCUAUAGCCAUAGGAAAUAUUGAAGUAGGAAAAUCAUUAUGUGAUUUGUGA